AUGCUGGCUGUCACGAUUCCUCUCGGCCUGCUUGCUGCACAUCACGCUCUCGCAAAGCGACACAAAGAUCAUCAUGAUCAAGGUCCCGGUUAUCAUAUUUCACUUCCUCAUUACAGCAACAAACCUUCACUCAUAUCCAUGACCGCGCCAUCUACUCUCACGGGAAGCCCUACCAUUAUUGACACAUAUACGAUCACUUCAGUCAAUACAGCGGCAACCACAAGCUCUACGAGCUCCGAUUCCUCGCAAACCAACUUUUACAUUCUAGAUGCACAAGAAGAAAGUGAGAUCCAACUCUGGCCUGUCGUUGCGUCGAAUUCAUCUGGGACUGGAUAUACCACUUUCUGGACACUCAUGCCACCAGACGACUUUCUGGGCGGACUAACUCUCAACCUGUUUACGUUGAACGAGAAAGGCAAUCUGAUUUAUGUUGGCCCCACCGCCUCUUUAGCUGGCCGUGCUGCGUACACCGAUGGAUAUUGGUUCCUCUUUCUGGAUCCAGAGAGCGACGCUGCUCAGCAGUAUGAGCUCUGCACCUGUGCCAUCGACCCUGCUACCUGGCAGUUGAGUUGCAAUUGCGGAGGAGUGGUUGAAAAUUGCAAUACAUGGUUGAUCGAACAGGACUCCUGCCGUCUCUGGUAUGCGCAUCCCUACAGUCAAUCGGACUCGGGAGAAGCCCCAUCUACAACCACGCGCGAACCCCCGGCUGCCAUUAGGAGCAGCUCCACGACUCGACAUCUUGCGCAGCCAACUUUUGCUAUCCACCAAGAAAAGGGGCUUGGAGAGCUCGGAUUUUCCUCUUCAACACCAAUUGGUACCAACGAAAGCAUUGCCUUCACCAAGAUAUUUCCCAUAGGAAGCCAACAACCUCUCACUUUCACUCUGAACGAACGUGGAAAUCUUAUUCUAAUCACUCCUGGUCUUUCGACCACCGGCUACAUCGCAUAUGGCGACGAACAUGAUAAUUUUGUAUUUGCCAGGCCUGGCAACAACGCGCUCGUCGGCGCUCGCGAGAGCAUAUGUUCCAUCGACGGGUGGGCAUACCAGUUCAAGUGUGGUUAUGUUGGCGACCCGAUGAUUUUUUGCAAUCUCCGAAAUUCUGGAACUGGAGAGCUUGUAGUAUGCCCUGGCGUUGACUGGGAUCACAGCUGGGUGAACCUUUAUGCUGUCCCGGUCAUUCCGACUUAG
Molecule: messenger RNA, 1188 nt
Organism: Pestalotiopsis fici W106-1
Lineage: Eukaryota; Fungi; Ascomycota; Sordariomycetes; Amphisphaeriales; Sporocadaceae
Exons: 1
Coding region: 1-1188 (395 amino acids)
Source: RefSeq, a predicted model, not a curated record